Messenger RNA from Soboliphyme baturini, 582 nucleotides. Lineage: Eukaryota; Metazoa; Nematoda; Enoplea; Dioctophymatida; Soboliphymatidae. The record is from the annotation of a GenBank genome assembly.
AUGGCCAAUUAUACCGGUUCGAUUGCGGAUGCCGGCCGGCUGAUUCACAUCGCCAAACGACGUGAGCGGCACAAGGAAGAUAUUGAGAAGCAGAAGAAGAAAAUUCAGGCAGAGAAUAUCAGCUUAAUUAAUAUUGGCGAGAAAUUCAAGGCCCAUUAUGACGCAGUUGAACAGCAACUGAAGUCGAGCACCGUAGGUCUUGUGACGUUGGAUGAAAUGAAAGCAAAGCAGGAGGACGUUAUAAAAGAGCGAGAAAAACAGCUUGCGCAUAAGGAAAAGUGUGUGCUGUCGUUUGAUCCUGAUGAAGAAGAAAACGAGGACAAUUCUGAACCACUAGAGCCACCAAAAAAGAAAAAAAUCACUAAAGAUCCAACAGUCGAUACAAGUUUCCUACCUGACAAAGAGAGAGAAGAAGAAGAAAACAGGCUACGAGAACAGUUGCGAGAAGAGUGGAUGAAACGGCAGGAAGAAAUCAAAAAGGAGCCGAUCAACAUUGCUUUCAGCUACUGGGACGGUUCAGGACACCGUAGGGACCUGAAGAUGCGAAAGGGUAAUUCGAUACAUCAGUUCCUGCAGAAGGCG